Messenger RNA from Melopsittacus undulatus (budgerigar), 3570 nucleotides. It is a transcript of the gene STIL, whose product is annotated as STIL centriolar assembly protein. Gene Ontology annotation, biological process: mitotic spindle organization; centrosome duplication; smoothened signaling pathway. The coding region runs from base 154 to 3285 and encodes 1043 amino acids. Gene Ontology annotation, cellular component: centriole; centrosome. The record is from RefSeq and is a predicted model, not a curated record. The transcript is spliced from 15 exons. Lineage: Eukaryota; Metazoa; Chordata; Aves; Psittaciformes; Psittaculidae.
CUCGCUGCAGGGACUGCGGCCGUAGCGAGGCCUUGGGGUCCGGGUGUCACUGCUCGCUCCCCCUUUCCCUCGGGGAACGCUGGCACGACCGCUCUGGUGCUCAGGGGCUGCUGUGGGCAGCAAGGACAGGAGGAGAAGGGGACAGAGUUCUGUAUGGACCCUGUUCUGCCCGGCCCGGAUCUGAGAUUUGUUCCCGAGAGGAUGGUCCCUUUCAGUUUCCCUCUGUCAAAGUGUGCACUUUGGGACCCAGGCCCUAUGGGUGGUGUCAUUGGCUCACAUAUUACCUAUUACAGAAACCCAAAGUUAUCUAUGAUGGAGAAAACCUUGCGACUUGCCUAUCGCCAUGCUAAGCAGAAUGAAAAGAGAUUGUUUUCUUGUUUUUUGCUUGGGACUCUUGCAGUAGAUGAAGAUGGGGAAGGCAUAACAGUAACAAUAGACCGCUUUGAUCCUGGUCGAGAAAUUGCUGGUGGAUCGGGCAAAAUUCCAACUGCGUCUCUUCCUGGAGACUUUUUGAUUCCAUGUACAGUUAAUGCCUGGGGACCUUCUUCAGAUAUUAUAGUGCAUGGUGCUGAAGAUAUCAGCUUGGCUUUCCAGGGUCUGCAGCACAGUCUGUGCAGUAAAGAAUCACUGGACCUUUCUAAACUGCUCACUGUGAGAGCUCACAUUAUUUUCACAGAAAACCUGGAUAAUCUACAUUUUAAUUUUUACUGGGCUUCAAUUACUGCAGCAAAUAUCUUGGAAUACACCCCUGUGAAGUCUGUCCCAAUCAUUCCCACAGCCCUCGCAAGAAAUUUGAGCAGUCCAAUGAAUAUUGCACAAGUUCAAGGAACAUGUAAAUGUGGCUACCUUACUAUGGACCAAACACGAAAAUUGCUUUUGCUCCUUGAGUCUGAUCCCAAGGCUUAUGCUUUACCAUUAGUUGGAGUUUGGCUGAGUGGAGUUACUCAUAUCUGUAGUCCUCAAGUCUGGGCCUGUUGCUUGCGAUAUUUAUUCAGUUCUUCAAUUCAGGAAAGGGUUUUUUCAGAAUCUGGGAGUUUUCUUAUUGUGCUUUAUUCAUUGACACACAAGGAACCAGAGUUUUAUGAAUGCAUCCCAUGCAGUGGACAGACUGAACUAGGGUUUCAGAUCUUAACUUGCAAUGAAACAGUACACCUCUUCAAAAAUGUCGAACCUUCAGACAAAAACCCUCUCCGGUUUGAGUUGAGUGCAGAAAACCAAAAUGCAGAAACUGAGUUCUUCAGCAGAGUUUGCAAGAAACUUCCUCUCAGAAGUCCUUCCCAAGGCUGUUCACCCAGCAAGUUGUCAGCAAGCGAUCAUGACUCUGGUGUAGAAGAUGAGGAUUUAUCACCCAGACCAAUUCCAAGUCCUCACCCAGUGAGUCAACAGGUUACCAGGAUCUUUCCUUCAGUUCCUGAACUGUCACUUGUUUUGGAUGGGAGUUUCAUAGAAUCAGGACAAUCGUCUAAGCCUAUGGGGACUUCAAAUGCUAAAAGUCAACCCACAGCACUACAUCAGCCUAUUAAAAAGAAAUGGUGUUUGGAAUCUACAUAUUACCCCACCCAGCACUCUGAAGACAAGCAAAACUCUUCUGCUAAAAUGGGAGAUCCCUCUUUAAGGCAACUACCAAACCAUUUAAACCAGAAAAUUCCAACCUCAAGGCCUUCCAGAGGAAAGCAAGCUCUACUACAGCAACCCUUUCACCCUAAGAAAGCUUGCCCUCAAUCAAGAAAAAGUUCAGGAUCAUCUUCUCCUUCAACCCCUUGUAGUGGGCCUUCCCCAGAUACCUCUGCACAUCACCCCAGAAAACCAUCAGAGAGACUUGUGUUAAAUCCCAGUGGAGUAUCCCAGCAAGGAGAGCCUCCAAUUAGAACAUCAAUAUCCAAUUCUAAGCAGCUUCCUGCUGCUCUGCAGCCAGUCCUCUGCAACUCCGUGUUUUCACCACAGAUCUGCAGAAGACCACCAGAUCCUCAGGUGUCAGCUCAAGGGCCACCUUGCAGUCCAGCUGGUGCAUGUGCCUGUCAGUGUCCUGCUUCCCUUCAGUAUCACCCAAUAAACUCAUGGCAAGGAAUUGGUAAAAUGAGCCACCAACAUGGAGCAGAAAUCCAGUCCGAGUUGGCUCAGCAGAAUCCUUGUACAGGGCUGCAUCAAAAUAUCAUUUGCCCAAAUAUUUGCUGCAAUCCAGGAUAUACCACAAGCAGCCCUAUAAGCAUGAGAUAUCAUGGGAGAACAGGGGGCUGUUCUCUCGACAAUAGCUUAUCACCUGGAAUAAGACUGCCUUCAAGUGCAAGCCCCUCUAGUCCACAGUUUUGUGCAGCCCACUCACCGUGCCUGCACAUGCCUGCUUCUAAAGCAGGAUCAGAUAAUGGAAUGAUGGGAUUAUCUCCAGAUGCAUACCGGGUUCUUACGGAACAAGAUAGACAACUCAAAUUACUUCAAGCUCAGAUCCAACGCUUACUGGAAGCUCAGGCUCAUCAGGCUUGUUCCUUGGAUCCAGCUGCAACUGGCCAUGCUCUGCAGCCUGAGAAGCAAGGGGAUGUUGUUUCUAUGGAAACACCAUCCUCAUCUGGCCCACACAUGAGGAGAAGUGUGAGUGUGGCUGUGAGCACAGGUGCUAGCUUAUUUUGGAAUACAGCCUCAGAAAAACAAGACAACUCCACACCACAGGGGAAAAAAGAGGAUGAAGAGAUUUCUAAGGAAGACAUAAUCAUUUCAAUUAAUGCUGAACAAGAUGCAAGUAAUACAAGUAUUGCUUCUUCCUUAAAGGUGGUUGACAUGCCCAGCUUUGUAGACAGUAUUCACCAUGUGGAAGAAGGAACUAAUCAGAAUAUUCUCCAAAAUGGAAGUGUUUCCCAAGCACUUGUUCAGAGUUCCUCCUUGGAAGAAAGUAUUAGCGUGUCUUUACAGAAAGAACCAACAGAGGGAGCCAGCAACCACGUGGUGGUAACAAGUGAGCAGAGCUCGGAGCCACCCGCCUCGUUGCUGCCUCGGAAUCCAUCAGAGGAUCAGAAGCUUUACCAGGACUUACUGGGCCAAGUAAACCACCUCCUAAAGUCCUCAGAAGAGCAAGAUCACUUGCCUGUAAAAUCAGGCUUCAUUAAUGAUGAUGGUCCUAAGUAUCAGAAUAUUGAUGAUACAACAGAAAUGGCUUCAGAGACUGACAGGGAAGCAGUGGACAAAGAGAGUGUGAUCAGUGCCACGCUCAAACAGCUGAAGAGUCUUGGAGUGACAAUUGACUCACCUGGCAAAUUGAAGAAAAACACCCACAAAGUGGAGAAUGCCAGGUAAAAUACUGGUUGUUUUGAGCAGGAAUUUGUAGGUGCAAGCAGAAAUGAAGAUUGGCUCAAAGAGUAACAAGAAGGGACUGUGUUUACUGCCACUGGGGAUUUGUUUGGCAACUUGAUCCGCAUUUCCUGCAAAGAUGAAACACUGGCUCGUGCUAUGGGUAUUUCAGAUAAGGUUAAGAGCUCUGCUAGCAAAACUCAGAUUAUUUAAAUAUAACACAAGUAGCUCUAGCUGUUAGAGUAUCUGAUGAUUCUUAAAGUAUUGCACAUGCAGUAGCACACAAUUCCC